Molecule: messenger RNA, 1939 nt
Organism: Prinia subflava (tawny-flanked prinia)
Lineage: Eukaryota; Metazoa; Chordata; Aves; Passeriformes; Cisticolidae
Gene: FAM228B
Product: family with sequence similarity 228 member B
Exons: 7
Coding region: 111-764 (217 amino acids)
Source: RefSeq, a predicted model, not a curated record
CGGGGCCCGCGGGACGGGUUCGGGCUCUGCUGCAGGCCUGUCCCGCCGCCCCGGGGCUGUGUUCACUGUCCCCAGUGAGGGACUCCGGCACGGGGGUGACCAAUCCAACCAUGGGUAGUGUGAACAGCUCAGAGGGACCCUGGCUACAAAGAUUUGCAGAUGGGAAACCUGUGAGAAAAGCCAAGCGACAGCAGCCUUGGAAGGCAGCACCUGAUCAAAGCCGAGAAAUCAUUGCUUCUGUUCGGUGCAUCUUGGACAGAGAAAGCUUUGUGAGGGAGGUGGACAGAUAUUUGAGGCACAGUGAUUUCCUAAAUCUGAGAAAGACAGAACUUCUGUACAAAAAAUAUCUUGAGGAUGUUUCAGAGCCGUUUAUGCAGAAAAUUAAGGACCAAAUGGAGAGCCAGUCAUGGGAAGAAGUGCAAAAAAGGAUGCAAGAACAAUUGUCCCAAUAUUUAAACUACUCGACAAAGAAGGGCUACGUGUUUCUGGAUGUUUAUGACCCUUCAGAGUACGACCCAUUCCUCAGGAGGCGUGCACAGGCUGCUGGAAGAUGUGAGGAGGUUUGGAGCCCCACUGGGACCAGCAGGAAGCCAGCAGAGCGUGUCGGACAAAAGUCAUCAACCAGCACAAUGACAGAGAGAGCAAUGAUGUCACCUGGCCUCCCGCUGACCACAGCAGCAAGCACAGCCACCAAAGCAGCCACAGAAACGUCUGAGAUGCUGCUUGUCUUUUUGCCAGAUCCAGUUCAAUGCUCUACAGGCUAAAACCUGCUAUUCUAGGAGGUUUAACUUGGGCUGAGCUCAGUAAAGACCGUGUUCUCUCCUGGAGACAUUGUCCUAGCAGUAAAUCAAACUCUUAAUGUACAUCGUAGGUGUUUAGAGAAGGCAGGAAGUAAGUAGGGAGAGGAGAUGGGAAGUGGUGUACAAAACAUUUGGUGCUUUUUGGAGAGCUGGUGCUGAGCAGCAGCUGCUGCCAGUGCCCUCAGAGCUGUCCCUCUCCUGUGCCAGGGCAGCCCCCUCUCCCUGCUGGUGUGGCUGCUCAGCAGCUCUGGGCUCAAAGCCUGGAAACAGAAUUUUCUCUGUCCCCCAAACGCCCAUUGCACAGACACAAUCUCACAUGGGUUGCCAAGAGUUGAAUUUUAUUUAGGAUUAGAAAUACUGAACCACAGAAAACUGUUAAAUGUAACAGAGGUUGACUCAAUAACAGGAGGGUGCACAGAUGGUGACUGGAUGGGAAACUGCCAGACUUCAGGAGGAAUUUCUGCACCCGUGGAAAACAGGGGCACAGGCUGCUCAGAACUGCAUGCUGUACUUCUGCAACAAAGCAGUUUAAAGGAGGCAGCAAAAUGGUUACAAUGUAUCAAAUAUUUAUAAACAUACUUUCUUUUUUUUAACCAUCCCUGAUUUGGUGCCAAGAGAAAGAUCUUGCUUUCAACCAAUUCAUUUUACAGGUUUAUACUGGGGUGACAGUUCCCCAGAGCAAAACUUUUUAACUUGUAAUAAACUUUCCUUGAACAAAUCCUAUAAGUUUUUCUUAUUAUAUCACAUUCCCCUGUACAAUAAAAUAUACCUUUUUAAAAUCACUAUGCAUCAAUAAACAUCUGUAGACAAAUUAAUAAACUUAUAUUUUACUCUCUAUAUACAUGUUGGCAAUGUCAAAGCUUCAAGAUUCACAUGGAGGUCUACAAGACCAAGGAAAUGUACACAAAUAACUUAUAUUUAGGAAAAAACCCCAAAGAGCUGAAGAGUAUUUUGCCACAUUUUUGUGGGUCACAGUAUUUAAAAUAUUUUUUCUAGUUAAUUCUUCACAACCACAUUGUCUCAGCAGAGAAUGAUAAAUCCAACUGAAGCAGAAAGAAAAGUCAAGUAGCAGUUACUGAUUCCAGUGCAGAACUAAAGUCAAGUAAAGAACUACAUUGGAUUCUUAAAAGAAUAUACAA